Messenger RNA from Lucilia sericata (common green bottle fly), 1828 nucleotides. RefSeq lists its product as uncharacterized. The coding region runs from base 526 to 1353 and encodes 275 amino acids. The record is from RefSeq and is a predicted model, not a curated record. Lineage: Eukaryota; Metazoa; Arthropoda; Insecta; Diptera; Calliphoridae. Gene Ontology annotation, molecular function: acyltransferase activity, transferring groups other than amino-acyl groups. The transcript is spliced from 6 exons.
CUUUCAUUCAUUUCCUAAAAAGCAUUCUAGAUAAAGCCACGUUUAAGAAACAUCGCAAGAAAAAUUCGUUUAUGUGAGUUCUUCACAAUAAAAUUAUAACUUUAACCAAGUGGGUGCGUUACAACCACCCCAUCAAAAGUACAAGUAUUUUGGCUGUGUUUAAAUGUUAGUAAAUAUGUACGUUUAUAUGUAUAUAAUUAAUCAAUAGCAAUCAAUAUCAAUUACCGCCUUUUUAACAAUAGUUGUGUGGCGUGUUAUUAAAAUUGGAAAAGUAUUUUGGGCAACAAUGGCGUCCUGUGAACAAGCUUUUUCUUCUUGUACGUACUAUUGGAAACGUUUUUCAAAAAGAGAACUAAUGGUACUAUGAUGUGAGUAAACAAACGUGGACAAGACUUUCAGCGCUAUAUGUUUCUCACGUGCCUUUCACCCUCCAUAAAAAAUCUAUUAUUAAACAAAAAAAAAUCGAAAGUGUCAGUCUGACAAGAAUCUUUGUUCGUACUAGACCUUAAAUCGUGUGACGUAGAGAUGUUGAAUAAAUUAGUGGAAAUACCUGCAAAUAAAUGGCCAGUAUUACGUGAUUUGUAUACAAAACGUAAAGAUCGUGCUGCUUGUUACAAUCUGUUACAAUCUUUUAUCAGCUGGAAGAACAAGGAACCAGAAUUGGAAUUGACUAUAUAUUCACUUAAUGGCGAUUGGGAAGCAGAUGGUACAUUUAUUGCUAAGUUUCUAAAUCAAAUAUUUUUCAAUACAUGCUCUGAUAAUGUACAACAAGUAUUAAAAGCUUUAAAAUGUCUGGAUCCCUCGGAAUAUUAUGUCUUAUCGGGAUAUCAAGACUUCCUGGUACCUGUAGUAAAGCAAUAUUUAAAAGACUGUGGUUUUGAUGAGGCAGACUAUAAUCCUACCAGUACCUUUUGGUAUCAUAUACCCAAAGAGCAGGCUAAACAAUUUCAAAUCGAUCCUCCCAACAAUAUAGUACUUAAGCCCCUAGAAGAAUGUCAUGUAGAACAAAUAAACAACAUGUGGUCCCAUAGAUUACCAUAUUCAGUUGAAAUGAUUACCACCCUAAUACGUCAUAAUGAAUCUGUUGGCAUAUUCGAAGAUGACAACUUAGUGGGAUGGUGUUUAAUACGCCCAUUAGGUUCUCUUGGUCUGCUGCGUAUUUUGGACACUCACAAACGCAGAGGUCUCGGUAAUUUGGCAGUUCGUUAUUUGUCAAAAUUUUUGGCUGACAAUGAUAUUGAAGUGGCAGCUACAGUGGUUUUUGAUAAUGUGCCAUCUUGUUCCAUGUUUGAUAAACUGGGUUUCAAAGUUAUCGAUAAAGUGUAUUGGGUCGAUAAACCGGCAAAUAAAUGAAUUUCAAUUGUCAAAAAAAGUUUUCAUAUCCUUAAAACGAAUACUUGUAAUGCUGACAUCGCACGAUGGGCCAUUUGGUCUAAGUUAUUGUGACAAGAAAGUCAAAAACAUACAAAUCUGAAAUUUAGAUAUGCAAGAUGGCGAGUCCAGUAAUUAUAUUUUCAAAUGUUUGUAAUUGAAAAGCGGUUUUUGUUGAUAUUUUUUAAAAUAUUUUUCAUUUAAUGGAAAAUAUUGAAUUAAGCUACGCAAUCAGCGAUAUGAUUUCGUAAUUAGAUUCCAACUGUUUAAUUAAUAUAUUCAGUUCAUUAAAGUCAUGGAAAAAUAUUCCUUAACGAAGUGUAAACCAAAUACAUAAGACGGCUAAGUCCAAGGGUUUUGUAAUAUACUUUUGACCAGAAAAAAAUAAAAUAAAAAUUCUGGCCCAUCGUGCGCAAAUGUAUUGCAUACAAAUAAAAGGCGAUUUAUCGUUGAAGCA